Cuscuta europaea is the source of this 1533-nucleotide messenger RNA. The record is from the annotation of a GenBank genome assembly. Lineage: Eukaryota; Viridiplantae; Streptophyta; Magnoliopsida; Solanales; Convolvulaceae.
CUUACCCAAUAGCAAAAUUAAAACAAGGAGCGGGAGACGGAGUGAAGGGCUGAAGGCGUGAAGCCAAGGGGAGGGGGCGAGGGGGGAGGGGCGAACAGGGAACUGCGAUUCUGGAUUUCUGUUAAAGACGAAGUGCGAAAGGCCGAAGGGCGCAACCAAGUAGCCAGCGACUGAGUGAAACGAGCGACGAGCCAAAUCAGCCGACGAAUCUCCGUCUCCUUCCCAUCCGCAAUUGACGAGCAGACUGAGCGAGACCUGCGGCUGGGGACUGCGGUUCUUCACUCGUUUUCUUCUUCUCAUCAGCAAAUCGACGACUCCACUACUCCAGAAAGGAAGGUUGUUAUUGCAGGAGUUCUUCAUACAUGCUCUGUAAUUGCUUGGGGUUCUUCAUACAUGCUCUGUAAUAGUUUGAUCCUCAUCUGAGUUUGCUUGCGAGAGCUUGUGUUUCUGCAUUUGAUUGUGAUAUAUCUCCCUCAUCCACUCAGCCAUAGUUGAAAUUAAAUUGGUAUUGUGGAUUGUGUUCUUAUUAUUGAAUUCUAGUUUAGCUCUCUGUGAUGGAAACCUCUGCUGAAGAAGAGUUGUCUGCAUUUGAAGCGAAAGUGAAACGGACCGUGUAUAUUGACAACCUCUCACCACUGGUUAACGAAUCAGUCCUUAGGUCUGCCUUUGGCCAGUUUGGGAAUGUCACGGGGGUUCAGUUUAUUCCCAAUUACUUGGAACCAAAUGAAACCUCAAAAGCUGCUUUGAUUGAGAUGGAAAAUGCUAGGCAGGCCGAAGGGAUAAUAUCUGACAUCUCUAAUUCCCCUUUUAUGGUAUCUGGGAUGCCAAGACCUGUCAGGGCACUCCCUUCAGAAGCUUUGAUGUUUGAUGAGCGCCCGAGAAGACCGGGAAGGAAAAUACACUGCCGUUGGUUGGAAUCCGAUGAUCCUAAAUAUAAGGUGGCCGAGAAGCUUGUACAGUUGACCAGGAGACAUGCUGCAGAGGCCUCUUUCCUCCGCACGUGUCAAGAGCAAGAGGAUAAAGAGCUUGCAAGCCAGCAAGCAGAGGCAUUGAAGUCCAACUACAAGAAGUAUGAGCUGAUUGACAAUGUUUUUGCUGACAAAACCGUCCAUAGGCUGGGAGAUCGAUACCAUGUCCGUGUCUCAGAUGCUUGAAGACUUGUUCCCAUCCCAUUCUGCAAGCUUGGGCAUCUUAUUCAAAUGAUGUUUUUGUUUGUGAGCGCAUGUAUUUAGUGAUCUUUUAUCGUGAUCAUAUUUUGGUUGCAUGCUCUUUGUAGUUACUACGCGCUUAUGCAGUAUCUUAGUUUACUACAAUAGCAACUCUGAUCCACAAAUCAUUCAAGGCGAGUGGCAGGAUUAAAAGGAUAUUAUGGCAUAGACCUUUGGAUGCAUGUUUAAAAUUAUCAGCUUAGGAUGUUUUUACUUAAAAUUAAUUUUUUGUUCUAGUUCUGAAAUUAAUUCAAGUAAAAACAUCCUUAUACUACUUUCCUUUGUGACUUAAGAUCCCCAUUAAAAAAUAACACUAUUCUUUGGC